UGGCUGAACGAAGCUUUCUCGUUUGGGAAAAAAGUAAACUUUAGUUGAGAAAAAACUCUGGAUAUGAGUAUGCAUGUUAGGACAUGCUCGAGCCAAGAGAAACCGAAUUACCAGCUUUGUUUCUUGUCUUCAUCGUGCUUCCACUAGUCAGUUACUUCUUACUAGGAAAAUGGAGCGAGUCCGCAAAAUCGAAAGAGAGGUUAAGUGUGAUUGCCGCUGACGAAUCUCUUCAGUUCAACAACAUGGCUGUUGCCGCCGUAAUGCCGCCGCCAGUGGUUCACUUGCCAAACGGUGUGGUUCAUCAAUGCGCGAGAUGCUCUGGCCAAGCCACUACUCGUUGCUCACAGUGCAAAUCCGUUCGGUAUUGUUCCGGAAGGUGCCAGAUUCUUCAUUGGAGGCAAGUGCACAAGCUCGAGUGCCAACAAUUGGGAAAAGACUUGCAUAGAUUUGAAGAGAUGAACUCGUUGCUCGAUGACAAUAAUGGAGAAUUUUCAAGAACUGGCACUUUCUCGAAGCCACUAGAAGAUUCUUAUGUGCCGGAAGGUGAUUUUUUCGUCUCGGAAAAUCACGCUAAUAAAGAAAACGUGUCGCAUAAAACAAAGAGCUUCAAUUGCUCUUCCGAAAGGACUUUGAUUAAAAGGAGUAAUAAAUCAAGAAUUGUUUUGAGUGAUAAUGGAAUUGAAAUGCACAAGUCUCCAAAAUCGAGGGCGAAAGUGUCUAAAGAACCGUUGCAUUCAGAUAUAAUAAAUUCAAAAGGUCAACCUGCAAACGAGUCGAGAGUUGCUAGUGUAACAGACAACUCUGCAAACACGGGAAUUAUGAGUAUGAAGAAGUCGGUAAAAAUUGACCAUGGUCAACAUUUAGAAGAAAGAAAAAUGAAGAUGAUAUUUCCAUACGAGGAAUUUGUGAAGUGCUUUCAGUUUGAAGCCCUCAAUUUUACACCGAGAGGACUCGUGAAUUGCGGCAACAGUUGCUAUGCGAAUGCUGUAUUGCAAUGUCUCACAUACACGAAACCUCUGAUCGUGUAUCUUCUUCGUCAGUCGCAUUCUACUGCCGGGUGUACGAAAGAUUGGUGCCUCGUGUGUGAACUCGAGCAGUUUGUACAGAUGCUAAGAGAAAAUGGGGGCCCGUUGACACCUGUCAAUAUUCUUAUAUAUAUUCGAAGUCUUAAUUCACAGAUUGGUGACGGAAGCCAAGAAGAUGCCCACGAGUUUUUAAGGCUGCUUGUGGCAUCGAUGCAAUCGAUAAGCUUGGAAAGUUUCGGUGGAGAAAAUGCAGUUAAUCCCGUCCUGCAGAAUACGACUUUUAUACAACACACUUUUGGGGGGUGCCUUCGAUCAAAGGUCAAAUGUUUGAGAUGUAAUCAUGAAUCGGAGCGGUACGAGAGUAUGCUGGAUCUUACAUUGGAGAUAUUCGGUUGGGUUGAGUCAUUAGAGGAUGCACUAACGCAGUUCACAAGUUUGGAAGAUCUCGAUGGAGAGAAUAUGUACCGAUGUCCGAGGUGCGCUGCGUAUGUUCGAGCAUUGAAGCAGUUGAAGAUACAAGAGGCUCCUAAUAUUCUUACUAUUGUCUUGAAGAGAUUUCAGGAGGGAAAUUAUGGAAAAAUAAAUAAAUGCAUAACGUUUCCGGAAAUGCUGGAUAUGAUUCCGUUUAUGACCGGAACGGAUGAUAUUCCUCCGCUUUACGUGCUCUAUGCUGUGGUGGUGCAUCUAGAUUCAUAUAAUGCAUCUUUUUCGGGUCAUUACAUCUCGUACGUGAAAGAUCUGCAUGGGAAUUGGUUCAGGGUUGACGAUACCGAGGUCCAACCGGUAGAAUCGAGCCAGGUGAUGUCUGAAGGAGCAUAUAUUCUCUUCUAUAUGAGGUCAUCGCCACGCCAUACGAAAAGUAGCAAUACGAAAGCCACCGGUAAAAAUGCCGACUAUAACAGUAACAUCUCAAGAGGCAUCCUUGUAAGAGAAAACAGAAGCAGAUCACCAUCAACCCUAAAAAACUACAUCGAAGAAUUCUCCGAUGCUACAACAUCAACCGAUUACGGGUCCCACCUCACAACAAGCUCGGACGACUCGUCUUUCACCACAGAGAGCACGAGAGACUCUUUCAGCACAGAAACAUUUCCCUUAUCUUCCAUCUUCCAUUCUUGGAAUAUUCCGGAAGAAUAUUCUACGUCCAGUACUAGAACCAUCUCGUGCAGCGUGUUGCCAGCUGGCAGUAAGCCUCUGACGAGAUUUGCCCGCGAGGAAAAGGGUUUCGUCUCGGUGUACGGUGGCACGAGCUAUGAUGACGGUGUGCAUGAUCAUGUAUAUUAUACUAGUGGUGCAGGAGAAGCUGCACCUCAAUUAACUUCUUAUUUUAGUUGUACAAUGUGAUUUAUUUAUUUCUAGGGUUUUUCUAAUUAUUAUUAUUAUAACUUUCUUGAAAUGGCUAAUAUUAGCUAGUUUGACACCAAGCCUCAUUUUUUUUUUUUUAAUCUUCAUUUCUUUUUGCCAUGUGGGGGAGGUGAGUAUAGAGAAUUUUAAGGGGCGAAAACGCCGUAAACUGAAUUUCGACAUGCGCUCGUGUAAGCUAAAACUACAUAUGAUGAUCAUUUUUUUUUAGUUUCAACACUUGUUUUUUUUU
Molecule: messenger RNA, 2616 nt
Organism: Erythranthe guttata (spotted monkey flower)
Lineage: Eukaryota; Viridiplantae; Streptophyta; Magnoliopsida; Lamiales; Phrymaceae
Gene: UBP15
Product: ubiquitin-specific protease 15
Biological process (GO): protein deubiquitination
Cellular component (GO): nucleus; cytosol
Molecular function (GO): cysteine-type deubiquitinase activity
Source: RefSeq, a predicted model, not a curated record